Messenger RNA from Paramecium pentaurelia, 1482 nucleotides. The record is from the annotation of a GenBank genome assembly. NCBI's taxonomy places the organism in Eukaryota, Ciliophora, Oligohymenophorea, Peniculida, Parameciidae.
AUGGCCGAAUAGUCAAGUAUUAUUUUGCAUUUGCAUUCAUUGAAGGAUAGCAUUAAAAGUGCAUUUAAAGUUUUUGAAGAUAUUGAUAUCUAGUGCUAAGUAGAAGAGAUUAAGUAAAAUCAUACAAAGUUGGUAAGUAAGCAAUUUAUCAUUAGGUUGAAGAGAAUAAACAAUAUCAAGAACCAAAAUACAUUACAUUAACUGAUUAAAAAAGGGUACUCAAUAAUUUUGAUAAUAUAAUUUGUUAAUUAUAAUUAGUAACACCAUUCUAUAGUGAUCAAAAAUAGUACUAUUUACAAUAAUUAGUUUAACUUUUGAGUCGAGUGAUAAGAACAAGAGACAAACAUAAAUGAAAAAUCAAUAGAUGUGGGAUUAAAUAAAAUAAGAAUAAAAAGAACGAUUUGCUAAAUAUUAAGAUGAAACAAUUCUAGAUAAAAUAUUCUAAUUGGAUACUAAAUUAAAGGAAGAUUAUGAAUAUAGUCUUCAAUAUAUGAGUGGUAAUUAAAAAAAAACAAUACAAAUUAAAUUUCAUGAUAUUCAAAAAUUAAAUCCACCUAAUUAUUUGAAUGAUGGCAUUAUUAACUUUUAUCUUAAGUUUAUAGAAUUUGAAUUGAUAGAAUAAUCAUUAAGAUCUAAAACCUAUAUCUUUAAUACAUAUUUUGUAUAAAAACUAUGUGUUUUUGAGAAAUUAUAGAUGAUAGGUUAAAAUGAUCAUCUAAAACUUAAUGAAUUAUUUAAGUUAUCUUAUGAAUAGAUAAAAAAAUGGAUAAAAGAAGAUUUAACAGAAAAAGAAUACUUGUUAUUUCCAAUUAAUUUACCAGAACAUUGGUCAUUAUUGAUUGUUCAUAAAAAAACAAAAUCAUUUGCUGACUCUGUAAUAAUUUACUUAGAUAGUUUUGGAAUUAUGGAUUAAAAACUAAUUACAAUUAUAAAAAUGUAAUAUUUAUAUUUAAUAACAUUUUAAGGUAUCUUCAUAAAAUUAAUUGUGAUGUGAAUUCAAUUGAAAUUAAUUAUAAUGAUUCUCCUAUUAAAUUGAUUCCAGCAUAUUAAUUAUUAGUACCUCGUUAAGUUAAUUAUGUUGAUUGUGGAGCAUUUCUUUUAGAAUAUGCAGAAUCAUUUUUAUCAAAUCCAAAUUAUUUAUUAUAAGAUGUUGAAUCUUAAGAUGGCAUAUACAAAUUAAAAUUAUUUCCAAGAUCAUUAAUUUGUAAUAAAAGAUUGUUGAUGAAAUAAUUAUUAAUUGAUUUACUUGAAUUUGAUAAGGAUAUAGCCAUAUCUCAAUAUUAAUAAAAAAGAUAAGCUAUAAUUGAUUAAUGCAGUAAUAUUUUAUUUUAUAUUUUAGAAAAUGAUGAAGAUGAAUAUGAUUAAAUUGAUUAAGUAAUUUUUAAGGAGUUUAUUAAUUAAAAAAACCAAAUGAAUAUUGAACAAAGACAAUUAUUGUUAGAUUUCUAUAUGAAUCCAUAAUAAAAUUAUUAUUAAUAAUGA